Molecule: messenger RNA, 1374 nt
Organism: Owenia fusiformis
Lineage: Eukaryota; Metazoa; Annelida; Polychaeta; Sabellida; Oweniidae
Source: the annotation of a GenBank genome assembly
CAUUAUAAAAAAGAAACCAAGCAUGAGAAAAUAGAUGAAAAAUCAGAAACUGUGAAUAGUCAUGAAUUGAGAAAAAAUCGUUAGUCUGAAUGCAUAAAGUAAACAUAGUUUAAAAGCUGUCUUCGCAUAUAAAGAAACUCUAAAAAUGCUUUUCUUAUAUAUUUAGAAUUGGGAGGAUGUUGCACCAAUAAGACACGCAAUGGAAAUCAAAAGUGGCGAUAGAAUCUUCACGAUUGCAUCAUGUGGUGCCAAUGCUAUGACCCUUCUACUUGAUGAUCCUGCUGAAGUUGUGGCCCUAGAUUUAUCCAUUCCACAGCUGCAUUUGGCAAAAUUACAGGCAGCUUGCAUCAAACAUCUGACGUACCAAGAGUUUAUUGACUUUGCUGGGGUUGACAGAGAAAGAGUAACACCUGAGGAGCGUGUCCGAAUAUACAACAGCAUCAAGAAAGCACUAGAACCAGGUGUGCAAGAGUUUUGGGACUCGAUGACAGCUGAAAUAGAGUUUGGUGUGAUACACUGUGGAUACUAUGAUAAAUUGUACAGAAAUGUUGCAGAAGACAUGGUCUACGUUGCGCUUGAUAAGCGUGAUAUUAAGGAGUUUAUUGCAAUGGGUGAUAAUAUUGAAGAUCAGGCCAGCUUCUUUGAAGAUGUCAUCAACAAUAAACAUUGGAGAAAAUCAGUUUACCGAGUGGCGCACCAUAUGAUGAAGGAUUUCAAUUUUUCCAUCAUUCCAGAUGUGGAUUAUGGAACAUUUUACUACAGAAGUAUGGUGGACAUCUAUAAGAGCAUUCCAAUGAAGAAGAACCACUUUGGUGAAUACUUGUUCACGGGUGGUUACUCUGGGAAGUAUAACCUCAGGGAUUACCUUCAAGAAGAGAAUUUCGCCACGCUGAAAGAUCGGGUUGGACGUAUGCAGUGGAUAUAUGGAGAACUAACAGAAUGGCUAGCCAAGUACCCAAGUACUGGGCAACCAAAAUUUGAUGGGAUCUGCGUAUCUAACAUUACCGACUGGUUGUCGUUAGCCAAUCACAAUGCAACCAUUAAAUCAGCUGCCGAAAUCUGCAGUACUGGCAGAAGAAUAGUAUUUUGGAAUCUGAAAGGUAUGCCAAAAUACUGGCCAAGUGAUAUGAUCGACAAAGCCAUCAAAGUUGAGCAUGAAUUAGAAGCUUCAGCAUUGCUGCUAAAUAGGUCACCAUUUUGGGAGCCCCUCAGAGUUGCAACUGUUUUAUAGACAGAUUGAGACAAUAUAAAAAGAACUUAUGCUUAGCUUAGCAGUAUAGUACAUACAGGGAGCUUUUUGAAAUUUUGUACUUUGAAAUAAUUGACAUGCGAACAAACAAGUAGGAGUAUGAGUUGGAGUCCCAGCAGCCAUUU